Mycena indigotica is the source of this 1626-nucleotide messenger RNA. Its product is annotated as Alpha beta hydrolase fold family. NCBI's taxonomy places the organism in Eukaryota, Fungi, Basidiomycota, Agaricomycetes, Agaricales, Mycenaceae. The transcript is spliced from 9 exons. The record is from RefSeq and is a predicted model, not a curated record. The coding region runs from base 1 to 1626 and encodes 541 amino acids.
AUGAACACUAACUCGUCUCCAAAAACUUCCAUGUUAUUCCUUCCACUUCUUCUCACCUCGUUCUUGGUUUCUCCCGCCAUCGCCCAGAAUGCCACUGAUACCUUUGACUGGUCCUCGCUAAAACCUAGCGCUAAUUUGAGUUGGGUUCCUUGCAACUCCAUCUUCCAGUGCGCACGGCUUGAGGUACCUCUCGACUAUGCAUCGCCCUCCCUCGGAACGGCAGCCAUUGCGGUGGUUCGUCUCCCCGCCAAUGUGUCCACAAGCAGUUCUGCCUACCGUGGGCCAAUUCUUUUCAACCCUGGUGGCCCAGGAGGGACUGGUGUCGAGGCUCUGGUGGCUUUUGCUCCCAGAUUCCCCGCUCUCUUUGGUUCGCAGUAUGAUUUUGUUAGUUUCGAUCCGCGCGGUGUUGGCGUCUCCACUCCUCCCGUUUCGCUUUUUGGAUCUCCGGUAGAACGAGCCUUGUGGGAUGCAGGCUCGUUCCCCACUUCCUUAAACGCAUCCUCCGACUCCACUGCCCUAGUGCGGAGCUGGGGCCUCGCCCAGGUCCAGGGUGAGGUGGCUGCUGAGCGCGACAAGACCGGUAUACUUAAAUAUGUGACGACGGACAACGUUGCUCGCGAUAUGCUCGUGAUCACCCAACAAAUGGGGUUUCCGAAACUGAAAUAUUAUGGACUCUCAUAUGGGAGCGUGCUUGGCGCGACCUUUGCGGCGCUGUUUCCGGAUAAAGUCGAUCGAAUGAUCUUGGAUGCGGACCUAUCCGUUCAAGCAUCUUCAGCAGACGCUGCUCUGCAGACGUUUUUUACUUCUUGUGCCGCCGCCGGCCCGUCUACAUGCCCAUUUGCGAAUAAUAAGAAGAACACGCCAGAACAACUCGCCGCUCGACUGACCGCCCUCACUAAUGCAGUCCGCAAACAACCCGUUCCAGUCGCGACACCGGCUGGCUAUGGGCUGGUCGAUUAUUCAUUGCUCCGGUCAGCCAUCUACGACUCGAUCAGCAGUCCAUUCGAUACAUUUCCAACUUUGGCAAAAGCUCUCGCCGAUCUGGAGAAGGGAGAUGGGGCAGCGCUGUUUGCCAUAGAAGCAGAGCCGCUGUUUCAAUGUGGUAACAACGACCCAGACUUCUCUGGCGCGGGUGUAGCUAUUGGGUGUGGGGAUGCCGCAGAGGUGCAUGAUUCGCUGGAAGAGUUGGGCACAUUCUACCGUAAGGCAGCCAAGGUUUCGCAGUUUGCAGAAUUUUUGGUCGGAAUGAGGAGGGUCACCUGCAGUGGAUGGAAGGUAUAUCGUCAAGACCGCUUCAAAGGACCGCUCCCCGUCGUCAAGACUAGUUUCCCCAUUUUGUUUGUCUCCAAUACAGCGGACCCGAUAACGUCCAAAGCAGGGUGCGUUAACAUAGUAGCCGAUAAAGUGCUCGGCAACUCACCUGGUCCUCCCCCCCACAGAGCCUUGAAGACUAUUUCGAAGUUCCCUGGCUCUGUCCUGCUUACACAAGAUUGUCCUGGGCACACAUCAAUUUCGGCAACAUCGCGGUGCACCCUUGGGGCUUUCGCGGCAUACAUGCUGAAUGGAACGCUUCCGCAUCCGGGAACUGUGUGUCCAGUCGACCAGGAACUUUUUGGAACGGAGUAA